AUGCAUGCCCAAAAAUAGACACCGGAAGUUAUAGUAUUUUUAAGGUAGCGGUCAGGAUCAAUAACAUAGUGAGGGUCGUAGUACUGUAUUACUGUAUACACAAGAUUAGUACAAUAGUAAUAACGUCCAUCUCUAUCGAUAGCAUUCUCAUUAGUAGCGAGUUUAGUCUCAGAAUAUAUCGUUUUGACGUAAUUUUAAGCGGUUAAACAUGAAACUUUGUAAACUUGCACGUUAAACGACUUGUCUAGUUCGGUGCUAUGGUCUAAGCAGGCUGUCAUGCUAAGAUAACAAUUGUGAUAUCUUGCGGCACUUUCGCAAGAAUGUCUGUCUGAGGUGCAAGUUCGUACAAAUUGUUGAAAUGAUGAAAGGGAAUUUUUGCCUGCUGUUUCUGCUGCUCAACGUGCAACACACGGCAUCUUCAUCCAACGGUGUUAGUGCAAGUCUCAAAGCCAAGUGGCACGCGACACCUUUCCUUUUGGAGACAAGUGAAUUUAUUGGAGAGGAUGGCAAUGAAAAAUUCUGGCAGUUUGUUGACACAGUUAAAGAGCUCACUGUGUACAAGCAAGGAGAGUCAGUGCGUUCAUACUACAACCUUAUCAUUAGGAAAGCUAACCAGUUCCUCACGGAUCUUCAAGUCAACUUGUUGAAAUUCGCUCUGUCAAUGCGCUUCUACUCGCCAGCUGUUCACGCCUUCCAGCAGAUUGCCAGUGAUGAGCCUGCACCUGAAGCUUGUUCGGCUUUUGUCUCCAUUCACGGCCAACGUACCUGCAAAACAAAGACCAUCAAGAAGCUUCUGAAGGCAGCUGCAAGCAGGCCCUAUCCGUAUUUGUACAAAUGUGAUCAUAUAUAUCCUGGGGCUAAUAAAUCAGACGUCCCGGUCGUGAUCUUGUAUGCUGAGAUUGGAACCAAAGCGUUCACCAACUUUCACACCGUGCUAACAGAAAAGGCUGAUGGAGGUGCACUCAUGUAUGUACUGCGUCAUUUUGUGGCGACUCCACAGAAGCAGAAGAUGCUUCUAUCUGGCUAUGGAGUUGAGUUAGCAAUCAAAAGCACAGAGUAUAAGGCAGUGGACGACACUCAAGUGAAAGAUUCAAAGACAAUCAUAAACGCAGAGGAAAAUGAUAACGAUGAAGUCCAAGGAUUCCUUUUUGGAACUUUGAAGAAAUCUCAUCCGGAACUCAAGGAACAACUCGGUGAACUUCGUAAGCAUUUACUGGAAAGUACCAACAACAUGGCUCCCCUUAAAGUGUGGGAGCUGCAAGACCUAAGCUUCCAAGCGGCUGCCCGGGUCCUGUCAGUGCCUAAGUUUGACGCUUUGAAACUCUUGCGAGACCUCAGUCAAAAUUUUCCAAGCAAGGCAAGAUCACUGACAAGAGUGGCUGUAAAGCACGAGAUGAGAAAAGAAAUUGAGGAGAACCAAAAGCAUCUAGGUGAGACCAUUGGUGUUCACCCAGGAGAUGGUGAGCUUUUUAUAAAUGGUCUACACAUUGAUCUGGAUGUUCACAACCCUUUCAGCAUUUUGGAGAUCCUUAGAAGUGAGGCCAGGGUCUUGGAAGGUCUUCACAACCUGGGUGUAAAAGGAGAGCAUCAGAGCACGCUGCUGAGAUUGCCUGUGAACCAUGUGGCAGACAGCUACGCCUUAGAUAUCAGACAUCCUGCUAUAAUGUGGAUGAAUGACAUUGAGAAUGACCCAAUGUACAGCAGCUGGCCAGCAGGUGUCCAGGAGCUGCUGAGAACCACUUUUCCAGGAGUCAUUCGACAGAUCCGACGGAAUUUCUUUAACUUGGUGCUUUUCUUCGAUCCAGAAGAGGAGAAAAGUGUUGAGCUGGUGAAACUCGUGGGACUCUUUUACAAACACAAGAUCCCCCUGAGAAUUGGAUAUGUGUUUGUUGUCAACGCCGAAGAUGAGAUUGAUGGCUUCUCGGAUGCGGGGGUUGCCUUUUACCGACUCCUGAAUUACAUCGCGGACGAGUAUGAUUUAUCCCAGGCCCUGAUCUCCAUGGCCUCAUUGUACAACAGAGUCAAUGAAGGAGAAACAUUGACAAUUGACACAAUCACUGCUUUCCUGAAGAGCAAAUUCCCUAAUGCCAACGCUGAACGCAUCUUUGGUGCCGAAUCAGAGUAUGAUGACAAAAGAAAGGAUGGCAUCCUCUUUUACAAAAGGAGCGGCUUGGGUGACCUUCCACUUGCGUUAUUUAACGGUGUUCCCCUGAGCCCUGAUGACAUGGAACCGGAUGAGCUGGAGAGCAUCAUCCUUCAGCGCAUAAUGGACUAUACCACUGACUUCCAGAAAGCUGUUUUCAAGGGUCAUUUGACUGAGGGAACAGAUGUGGUGGAUUACCUCAUGGAGCAACCCAAUGUGGUACCAAGAAUGAAUCCACUCAUUCUAAAUGUAGACAGGAAAUAUCUGGACUUCACUUCCUCUCCAGUUGUAAGUGACUGGGAGGACACAACUAUGUUUUCAUUCCUGGACACCAGAGACAAGACCGCUGUGAUGGCGAAGAGAAUUAAAUACUUGACUAAUCAUGACAAAGACGGGAUGAGUGCUGUUACGAUGUGGAUUGUCGGAGAUUUUCAGAAAGUCUCUGGAAGAACGUUGUUGCUUGCUGCUCUUAAACAUUUGAGAGCCAGCCAAGGAGUGCGUGUGGGAGUGAUGGCUAAUCCCAGCGGAAGGCCCAGCAAAGAUAACACGGCCGUGUACCGGGCUAUCUGGGCUUCACUCCUUACCCAGAAGAAUAAAGCUGCGGUUGAGUUUGUGCAAAAACUUGCAAAAGAGCAAAGUUACCAGCUCCUCCAGCAGGGGACCAAGAUGAAGGACUUACUGCUGCAGGGCAUGGACACUGAUGCCUUUGAGAAGAAGUUUAACACGCUAGAAGUGGAUUUUGUCCGCAGUCAGCAGCUCUUUUGCCGGGAUGUCUUAAAACUGAGGGCUGGAGAGAGGGCGGUCAUCAUCAAUGGCAGGAUCCUGGGGCCACUCGAUGAGCAAGAAGAAUUCACUGCAGAAGAUUUCCAAUUGCUGGAGAAGAUUACUCGAAGCAGCUCUGCCGAGAAAGUCAAAGCUCAAGUUAAACUGAUGGGGAUGAAGCCAAAGCACGCAAGCAACCUGAUCAUGACAGUUGACGCUCUAUUAACUUCAGCCCCCAAGGGAGAGGUCCGAAGGGAAGUGAACUUUCUCAAACACAGCCACAGUGUGCUGCAGCUCUCGCCUCGUGAAAACGAGGUGUUCUAUGAUGUGGUGGCCAUUGUUGACCCGCUUACUAGGGCGGCACAGAAAAUGGCCCCCCUGCUGAUUGUACUCAGUCAAGUGGUCAACUUAAGGCUGCGCUUGUUCACCAAUUGCAGGGCCAAGUUGUCCGAGAUGCCUCUCAAGAGCUUUUACGCUUUUGUGUUGGAGUCUGAUGUCACCUUCUUGGCCAACGACACAGUGUCUGCCGGUCCGGUGGCCCGGUUCACAGAGCUUCCCGAAUCACCUCUUCUCACCCUUAAUAUGAUUACACCAGAAGGCUGGAUGGUGCAGGCCCUUCGCAGUACACAUGACUUGGAUAAUAUCCACCUGCAGGAGGUGGGCGGAACUGUGACUGCAGAGUACGAACUUGAGUAUCUCUUGCUGGAGGGCCACUGUUUCGACUUGUCGACCGGCCAGCCUCCUCGUGGAUUGCAGUUUACCCUCGGCAUGAGUCGAGAUCCCUUCAAGUAUGACACAAUUGUCAUGGCUAACCUGGGGUAUUUCCAGUUGAAAGCCAAUCCUGGUGCCUGGACACUAAGGCUGCGUGAAGGACGAUCAGAGGAUAUCUACCAGAUUUUGUCGCACGAUGGAACCGAUUCCCCAGGAGACGACGGUGAUGUUGUUGUGUUGCUGAACAGUUUCCACAGUAAGAUCAUUAAAGUUAGGGUCCAGAAAAAGGCAGAGAAAAUGAAUGAAGAUCUUUUAAGUGAAAUGAGUGAAAGCAAAGGCCUGUGGGACUCCAUAGCAAGGAGAUCUUAUUCGUCUCCAGGCUCCAGACUACAUUAUUAUGCUGUAAGAGCUAGUCUUGCAAAAAAUAUGUGCUUCUGUAGGUAUGUUGUUUGGAGCACUUUUGAGAAAAGCAUCGCAGGAGGAGGCCCCAAGAAGGAUGAUGGCGAAAAAAAGAAGGUGGAUGUUCUAAACAUAUUUUCAGUCGCCUCGGGUCAUCUGUACGAGCGCUUUCUGCGGAUCAUGAUGCUGUCCGUCCUUCGCCACACCGAAACGCCCGUCAAGUUCUGGUUUCUCAAAAAUUACCUCUCCCCUUCGUUCAAGGAGACCAUCUCCCACAUGGCAGAGUCAUAUGGUUUCCAGUAUGAACUGGUCCAGUACAAGUGGCCUCGCUGGCUCCACCAGCAGACGGAGAAGCAACGUAUCAUCUGGGGCUACAAGAUCCUCUUCCUGGACGUGCUCUUCCCACUGGCUGUUGACAAGAUCAUCUUUGUGGACGCCGACCAGAUUGUCCGGGCUGAUCUGAAGGAGUUGCGAGAUCUGGACCUGGAGGGCGCGCCUUAUGGUUACACUCCUUUUUGCGACAGCCGCACUGAAAUGGAUGGCUAUCGCUUUUGGAAAAGCGGUUACUGGGCAUCACAUCUGGGAAACAGGAAGUACCACAUCAGCGCGCUUUACGUUGUAGAUUUGAAGAAGUUUCGCAAGAUCGCGGCUGGCGACAGACUGCGAGGACAGUACCAAGCUCUUAGCCAGGACCCUAACAGCCUGUCAAACCUUGACCAGGACCUUCCCAACAACAUGAUCCACCAGGUGGCCAUCAAGUCUCUUCCUCAGGAGUGGCUUUGGUGCGAGACGUGGUGUAAUGACGCCUCCAAAAUGGCAGCCAAGACAAUAGACUUGUGCAAUAAUCCCAGAACCAAAGAGCCCAAACUGACGGCGGCGGCGAGAAUUGUACCAGAGUGGAUUGGCUACGAUGACGAAAUCAAGCAGCUGCUUAAGGGGAUCCAGCAACGGGAAGACGACAUGACAUUUAGAUCAACACCGUCGCAACGUAACGAAGGCCACAAGCGUGACGAACUAUAGCAAAGGUUUCAGGUGAGGAAACGUGAAGUCGGAUGAUUCCGUUCACACACGGGCUAGGCUUUGGGAUAUUCGUCACGUAUGCAGUCAAUUUGCACCAUCCAGACCUGAUGCCUCAAGUGUAAAUAUUACCAAGUGGGACUUGGCCAGCAGCACACUUUGAAGCAUAAAGGAGAAAGAUCAGGUUUGUGCUAGCAUACAUUGCACUGAAAUCCUGUCUUAAUAUAUGACAUUGGAAAAAAAUAGUUUUUGGAAUGUUCAAAUGUGCCCUCCGAAGAAAAUCAGUAAACCCCCCAAAAGAUUGACCAUUAUGGUCGUUGUUAGUUGACAGAGAAUCACUACUGGAAAAGAAAAAUAUACUUGUCAUUUACUACACCGUAGUGCAAAGGCACCAUCAACAAAAAUUGACUUCAUUAUCCUAAAAUGAAUUUCUUGACAUUAUGACUUCAUCCAGUAUUUUUAAGUAUUCGUAUGAUGGUUAAGAAAAAUCCUUUUUUUUUUUUUU
Corythoichthys intestinalis (scribbled pipefish) is the source of this 5537-nucleotide messenger RNA. It is a transcript of the gene uggt2, whose product is annotated as UDP-glucose glycoprotein glucosyltransferase 2. Lineage: Eukaryota; Metazoa; Chordata; Actinopteri; Syngnathiformes; Syngnathidae. Gene Ontology annotation, molecular function: UDP-glucose:glycoprotein glucosyltransferase activity. The record is from RefSeq and is a predicted model, not a curated record. Bases 359 to 5035 code for a protein of 1558 amino acids. The transcript is spliced from 42 exons. Gene Ontology annotation, cellular component: endoplasmic reticulum.